AUGUAUCAACCGCGAGUUUUUUGUGUUAAACUUCAACUUCAUUUUGGUGGUGAUAUACAUGAAAUAUCAGUGCCAGCAUAUAAUGGUGCCGAACCAACUGUGACAGAUUUAAUGAAUGUUGUUGAACGUGAUUUUCGUGUACCACGAGCAUUACAAAAUCUUGUCUUUCAUGGACAAGAAUUACAUCCAUAUCCUAAUGAACCAUUAAGUCGUUUUGGUAUUAAAAAUUUAGGUACUAUUCGAUUGGUUGGUCGAAUGGCUCCACCAGAUAUGAUUCAACAAAUCAAUACACAAUACAGUGUUAAUUCAUAUCAACAAUCAAAUACUAAUGCAACAUAUUAUACUUGUGAACAAAAUUCUCCGAAUUAUUACGAACGAUUUCAACAUGAAUUGAAACCUUCUAUUGGUACUCAAUAUGAUCCACCUCAACAAACACCAGUCAGUAUAGAACAACCUCCUCCAACACCUAAUAAAGGACAACUAUCUGAACGAUCAAAUGGUGAAGAACAAAAUCCACCAGCUACACCUAAUUCAUCAAAGACAAAAUAA
Rotaria sp. Silwood2 is the source of this 549-nucleotide messenger RNA. The record is from the annotation of a GenBank genome assembly. NCBI's taxonomy places the organism in Eukaryota, Metazoa, Rotifera, Eurotatoria, Philodinida, Philodinidae.